Molecule: messenger RNA, 3297 nt
Organism: Seminavis robusta
Lineage: Eukaryota; Bacillariophyta; Bacillariophyceae; Naviculales; Naviculaceae
Source: the annotation of a GenBank genome assembly
ACACAUGCAAAUGUUGAGCAAGUACUGCUUGCAACCAACAAUAUCUGCACUUACAGUAAAAUCAUCUAACGGAAUGACAACAAAAUCAUGGGGGACCUAUGGUAUAUAAGCGUAAUACCACAAUCAUCACCCAAGCAGCAGCAGCAGCAGCAGCAGCAACAACAACAACAACAGCAACAAAGGCUCAAUCAGCGAUCAAUUACAAAGUCCGAGACCACUUCAUUCGAAGGUACGAUAACUCACAAUGUCCGCAACAGGUGGUGGAGCAAUUUGGUCUGUUCCCAGUCCACCAGUUCCCAGAGACCUCGAGGCAGCAUACCAGGAAUAUCUGACAUAUGUCAACGAAGUGAAUCACGGCGAAUUCGAAAACGCAGCCGACCUUGUCCUACACAAUUCCAAGCUUGCGGAAGAAGGGUCAAAACAGCGUCCUGUCGCUGUUGCAAUCCAACGAUGUCGGCGUGGUGGCAAGACAUUUAUGUUGCACGCGGUUGGUGCAUUGCUUCAAGGGCGGGCAAGACUUCAGGAGCACUCGUCCCAAGUUAUUCUAAUAUCCCUCAACGGUAUUUCGCCGUUUGAUCCAAGCACGGAAGACGCUUUCCAAGCGAUCAUGGCGCGGGUGGCCUGGGAACUGAGUGGGCGGGAGGCAGGGACUUUUCGGAGGUUCAAGCAAUUGUACACCUCUGAUUUUGGCGCUGCUGACGCGUGGUUAACUGAUAAGGAGAAUCAUGUCAUGCUUCUUAUCGAUGAGUUGAAUGCAAUUCCUCCGGAAGCCAGUAGAUACGGUGAUAUGAGUUCAUUGCUUGCAGAGUUUGUACAGCAAAAAGGCAGCGGUUUACUAUACUCAACUCACCAGCGGAGUACUGCGGAUUUGCUCAGACGAAGGCGCCCAGGAACAGAAACCAGUCUAGUCCUAUCCAAAAAUCCGCAUAAAUGGGCGCAGAUUCCUCGAAUCCAGACAGUCAAGUGCCUGCAAGGGUUGUCGAAAGAUGCGUCAGAACAACCAUCCUUUUGGAGUGCAGUCCUUCGAGGCCGCAUUCCUGCGCUCGUCGUACAGGAAGAAGAGAUCCCAAAUUACGCCGAAGACGCGAUAGGAUCGCUCUCUUCGCCAGAGGGCGUGGGCAUGUCAAUAGAAGAAGAACGCCAACUGUGCCUUGCUGCAGUGAUAACAGGGAACAUUGAUCAGCUUCCAAGCAGGCGCAAUCUCUUCCGGGCGUAUAGCUAUAUGAGCGAGCGCUUUGUGACAAAUCCAAAUGGCCAGGCGGGGGAGUUCCACCCGGUUGAUCCGAGGAAGACGAUCAAAGAUGGCCAGUGCUUUGCAUGGCCUCCUUUUCUGAUAGCCCAGCAUCAAGUUUUGGGCAAGAAUUAUCGGCGAUUGCGAGCCCCGCUGGAAGACCCUGAAAUUGAUGAACCCAAGGCCUUUGAAGCCUUGGCUCAACUGGCAAUCUUGGUGCGCCUCUUGGCCAAGCAGAAGCAUGAGUUAGUACCUUUUCAUUCCAGCAUCAUGGAUGACAUCUCAACCUGCAAUGCGCAGGAUGCGACCGAGAUGUUUCAUGUUGCGCAAACUGCAACAACACUGGAAGAUAUACUCGGUGAAGUCAAGGCGCGGUUUAAGCGCUCCCCGCACGUUGUACAAGUUGUUGCCGUACCUAUAUAUGCAUCUUUUCCAACCUACGACUUCUUCCUCCUUCAUCGAGAAGGCGAGAGGAAUUGGAAAACUGUUGUGGGCUAUCAAUGCAAACAGGGUACUGAGAAUCCCAGUGAAGAAGCGUGGAAAGAUGUCCCCGUGUCGGUUUGGAUUGAAGGCAAAUGCCGCAUGUAUCGUGUUCAAGAGGACGGUCAAAGGGUUUCCAAAAAGUUGCACCGGGGUUGGACUUUGCUGAGCGAGUCGCAUCAAGCUAACCUUCUUGGUGUUUCCAUUGCCGAAGCGCUACCACAAGCUGAAGCAAGCAGCCAAGAAGAGAGGCAGUGUUGUAGGGCAGAGCAAGCCUGGGAUCAAAGUUACUUAGACUCUCAAGGCUACCAAAACAAGCCUAAACGACAGCGCUUGGAAGAGUAGACACGAACAGGAAAACAACCAUUGAGAAUCGGAUGCCCCCCCCCCCCUUGUAUUCCGGAGCGUUUCUCUCAUAUUUGAGCUUGGAUCAGUUGUCGAUUAUCGACGUCACUACGAUUGAUCUCUUCAGUAGCAGACAACUAUCUAUCUACUAUUGUUGUUCUGCCAUACCUGGUGUUGUUCUGCCAAUCCCUUCGGGAUUGCCCUCGGUCGCCUUCUCCUUCUGCUGCUCAUCAUCCAUGGUCAAGUGGGUUGGUUGUUGGCUAUCUCUCAGUCCGGAUGGACUGGGGAGAGCCUCACAACGCUUGAGCUGAGCAUGACCCAGAAGGAGAUGUGAAGUCUAGUCAGGAUUGAAACCUGAACCUGGACUGAAAGAGAGCCGACGGCAAGGCGGAACUUGGCGAUGAGGAGAAAACCGCCGAUGUUACGGCGGGGCAUGAGAUUGUAGGCUUCGGUGCGAGACCAGGCACGGGUGUGGGGUCCGCUGCGAAUGGAUUUCGCAAGGAGAUCGGAGAAGGAGUCCGAGAGGUUGGAAGGAGCGGUGUAUUUGGCAGAGAGGCCAAGAAGUUGGGAAUCCUGGAGGGUGGAGCGGAAGGGGAAGCGGCAUAGCCGAGGUGGAGUCGGAUGCAUGAUAGCAGGAUCAUUCCAGGAGUUGGAGCGGGGAAGGAUGGAAGUGGGAAGAUCUUGAGUGUGGACGAGCCGGGGCCCGAGGAGACCCUGAAGAAGAAGGGGCUGGGCGAUGGCGGCCGUCGGAGAAAGAGGGGAUCGUUGUCGGUCAUGGGAAGAAAGACGGAAGAAAGGGGCGCGACAAAGAGAAGAAGCAAAGGCGGAACGAGACGAGAUGUCUGAUAGCGAUAGAGGCAAGGCAGGAAACGAAGGCUUUGUACAUCAACUGUUGUGGUGUACAAAGACAGAGAAUAAGCACUUGGUGCUUGUUAUCUUGUUGGUGCCAGCUCAUCCAAUGCCAAUGCUGGGUGAGCAGGCACCACCUACAGUUACCUGCCGGUCAUGCUGGCUUUAAGGUUGUGGACCCUCAUUUGCUCUGCUACUGGUGCUUCACUAUGACUGGAGUUAGUCUCUGCCGGAAAGUCACUUGCUGCUAACGCCGAUCAAAUUAAUUAUUAACGGGUGUGAUCGCCCACCCCUCGUGCUCUUCAUCAAAAUUAUUUUCGAUUUCUUCGCUAUCAACAGGCUCAAACAACAUGUUGCAUCCAAAGAAAGAAGGGAGUUUUGCAAAUUCGACA